Messenger RNA from Lolium perenne, 1336 nucleotides. NCBI's taxonomy places the organism in Eukaryota, Viridiplantae, Streptophyta, Magnoliopsida, Poales, Poaceae. The record is from RefSeq and is a predicted model, not a curated record.
AUGAGAGCAGUCACAAACAAACAGUGCAUUGGUAAGGUCAUGUUUCUUACAGCAGUUGCAAGACCAAGAUUCGACAGUGCAAAAAAUGUGACUUUUUCUGGUAAGAUUGGUGUGUGGCCAUUUGUUAAGCAAUUGCCAGCGCAAAGGAAAAGCGAUAAUCGGCCUAAAGGGACCCUAGAAACUAAGUCAAUCAAGGUCACUAGGGAUGUUAUGAGGGAGUUCCUAAUAGAUAAGGUUCUACCAGCAAUUCGAGAUGCUUGGCCUGCAGAAGAUGCUGGACAGAUUAUCUUUGUACAGCAAUAUAACGCCAAGCCUCACAUAUUGCCUAACGAUCAAGAAUUUAAAGAUGCUGUAGCUAAAAUUGGAAUGGACAUCCAGCUGGUGCAGCAGCCAGCGAAUAGCCCAGAUUUGAAUGUUAAUGAUCUAGGGUUCUUCAACUCCAUAGAAUCUCUAACAGACCGCCGAAGCCCUAGAACACUAAACGACCUCAUCCGUGAUCAAAGGCAUUGCAAGCGGAAGAAGAAGCAAAGCAACAACAAGCUAAAAAGAAAGAAGAAGAAAAGCAAGAGGAAGCUCGAAAGAAAGAAGAAGCAAACAAAGCAAGAGAAGAAGCAAAGCAAGAGGAAGCUCGAAAGAAAGAAGAAGCAAAGAAAGCAAGAGAAGAAGCAAAGCAAGAGGAAGCUCGAAAGAAAGAAGAAGCAAAGAAAUCAAGAGAAGAAGCAAAGCAAGAGGAAGCUCGAAAGAAAGAAGAAGCAAAGAAAUCAAGAGAAGAAGCAAAGCAAGAGGAAGCUCGAAAGAAAGAAGAAGCAAAGAAAUCAAGAGAAGAAGCAAAGCAAGAGGAAGCUCGAAAGAAAGAAGAAGCAAAGAAAUCAAGAGAAGAAGCAAAGCAAGAGGAAGCUCGAAAGAAAGAAGAAGCAAAGAAAGCAAGAGAAGAAGCAAAGCAAGAGGAAGCUCGAAAGAAAGAAGAAGCAAAGAAAGCAAGAGAAGAAGCAAAGCAAGAAAAAGAAGAAGGAAGAAAAAAGCAAUCAAUCUAGCAAGCGCAAGAGAAAAGAAGGAAAGCAUGCAGAAGGAGAGCAAGAAGAAAUACCUACAGCAGAAGCAAGCACAAGCAAAAAGCGUAAGCAACACAAGCACAAGCAAGCACAAGCACAAGUAGCUACAUCAGAAGUGGAAGCAACCUACAGGAAUUUGUUAACUGAAUUUGUUGCAAGCAAGCAGUGGAAUCUAGCUACUGGAAUUUGUACCUAUUGAUCUUCAACCAUUGACACCAGAAAAUGCAAGCUACUGGAGUACAUUACUGUAAUGCUACGGUAUUGUUGUUGUUACACAAACUACU